This is a messenger RNA of Diaporthe citri, 2352 nucleotides long. RefSeq lists its product as uncharacterized. Gene Ontology annotation, molecular function: catalytic activity; FAD binding. The transcript is spliced from 8 exons. Lineage: Eukaryota; Fungi; Ascomycota; Sordariomycetes; Diaporthales; Diaporthaceae. The coding region runs from base 1 to 2352 and encodes 783 amino acids. The record is from RefSeq and is a predicted model, not a curated record.
AUGGCUUUCACCAACUUGGUUCGCUUCAGGGACGAGCAUGGCCAAGUCCUUUACGGUGACGCACCAGAAGAUAUCCUUGAUAGCCUAGUUGGAGGCGUCGUCCAUGUCCUAGCCGGUGACCCCUUCCAGGGCGGCGUCGAGAGAACUGGGCAAAAAGCCACCAUCAAGGAGGUCCUGUGUCCUUUAGAGUCGAGUCCUAGCAUUCCAUGUAUUGGGAUGAACUAUCUUGCGCACGUCAAAGAGACUCCUCAUCAAGUUCCCGUAUGCCCAGUUGUCUUCGUCAAGCCAGAAGACUGUCUGGCUGGCCCAUUUGACAACAUUGAAGUCUCACCCUGUGCUAUGGAACUUGACUGGGAGGCUGAACUAUGCCUGAUCAUAGGGAAAGACUGCAAAGAUGUAUCUCCAGAGGAGGCGCCCGAGUACAUUCUUGGCUACACUGCUGGCAAUGAUCUCAGCGCCCGCCAUUGGCAACGCCUGCCAUAUUCGGCUAGCCUCGACCCACCCAUCAUGAACAAACCCGAAGAAACCAAUGGCAAGUCUUCGGACGUCGACUUUGAGGCCUAUGGCGACAAAGCACUCAGCCCCUCGGCCCUGGCUCACGUCGUCCUGCGCACCGCAAAGCUGAAAGAGAUGGAGAAAUUUUAUGUUGACUUCCUCGGCGGAAGAGUUGUCCACUCCACCUCGCUGUUCAGCUUCAUCACCUACGACUAUGAACACCACCGCAUCGCUCUUAUUGGAAGACCAGGUACCGGCCCCAAAAUCUCUUCGAGCUCCGGACUUGAGCACAUCGCCUUCACCUUCCCAACUUUGGCCGACCUGCUACUGUCGUAUCGUCAGCGCAAGGCCAAGGGGAUGCUCCCCAUGUGGUGUGUCAACCACGGCCCCUCUACGAGCAUUUACUACCUGGACCCUGAUGGAAACAGGGUCGAGACCCAGGUCGACAAUUAUCCCACGGCUGAGGAGGCGGAUGCUUUCAUGAAGUCGUCGUAUUUCAUCAACAAUCCCAUUGGAACAGACUUCGACCCAGAAGAGCUCAUUGUCAAAGUCAAAAACGGCGUACCGGAUGCAGUGUUGAAGAAGAGGGAAGAGAUUGGACCAAGAGAUCCGCCUCUGGGACGGGCAGGCAUUUAUGUCGAUAUCAUUGAAAGAGAAUUUGGUCUCAGCACUAUUCCGCGGGCCUGUGGCACGUAUGGCGGCCCCCUCGAUGUCCUAAACGAGCUUGGGUUGUACCAAAAGGCCACGGAGCGAGGCCACAUGAGCCGAGGCAUCUGCUGGAGAGGCAAGCCCCAAGACGAUGGCAGAGGCGGGAAACAGCUUGGACCACUCGUCGCUGCACUACCUCUAUGCGCGCCCGACGAUGAGGCUAUCCCGGUUGGAGCGGGGUGCCUGAAUUUGCCGCAAGCUGAGCUCAACAAUCUGUUUCUUCAAGAGGCUCUCGAGACGGAACGCGUCAAAAUUCAUUACAGCACCGAGUUCUCGUCCAUGGUCUGUAAUGGCCCCGAAGGAGUCAUCAUCAAUGCACACGACUCGCGAAACGGAGCCGAGAAGCAAUUCCAAGGAGACUACCUCGUGGCCGCCGAUGGGGCGCGGUCAGGUGUACGCCGAGCUCUUGGUUUGCCAUGGGUUGGCCAUACGUGGCCUGAAAGACUCAUCGCCACGGACGUGCUGUUGAAGAAUCAUGAGCUCUCACCCUGGGAGACUCAUUUCACCAUGGCCCCCGUUCACUACGCAGUCACAACUCCCCUUGAGGCCCCUGUAGCAGGUGGAUUCUCGCUCUGGAGACACUCAGUUGCUUGCAGCCCCAGCGAUGAACGCCCAGACGAUGAGCUUCUGGCAGACGAAAACAUCCUGCGACACUACGAGUCAAAUAUAGCUGGUCCUAGACCUCUCCAGGUACAAAUCAAGAAUCGCGCCGUCUAUCGAAUUCACCAGCGACUUGCUUCAACCCUCAGGAAGGGAAACUGUGUGCUGGCAGGAGAUGCCGGCCAUGCGAACAAUCCCAUCGGGGCUAUGGGACUCUCAACAGGCAUGUUGGACGCCGAUGCUCUCGGUGAGGCGCUCGUCAUGGUCUUGAACGAAGGGUAUCCAGAUGAUAUCCUAGACCUGUACUCGGAUGAGCGCCGAAAGGUAUUCCAGUACUUUGUGAACCCGGUCACGACAGAAAACAAGCUGCGUCUUCAGUCGCAGCCCGCAGAAGCGGCAGUGCAGCAGGAUUGGUUUCUACGCAUGCUUGCAAGAGGAAUGACGAUGGAUGAAGCAAUGGAGUUCCAGAAGGCGUACUCUGUGAGCUGGAGGACUAACAUGAGGGAAGCUGCCAAGGAGUUUCGUCCAAAGGCAAACGGUCAUGUUUGA